Rhopalosiphum maidis (corn leaf aphid) is the source of this 4706-nucleotide messenger RNA. RefSeq names its product cilia- and flagella-associated protein 298-like. NCBI's taxonomy places the organism in Eukaryota, Metazoa, Arthropoda, Insecta, Hemiptera, Aphididae. Gene Ontology annotation, biological process: regulation of cilium movement; regulation of sodium ion transport. The coding region runs from base 594 to 1940 and encodes 448 amino acids. The record is from RefSeq and is a predicted model, not a curated record. Gene Ontology annotation, molecular function: sodium channel regulator activity. The transcript is spliced from 3 exons.
GCCGUAGAACCGCGUAUCGCUGGCCGCCGACGGAGCUCUCUCAGUAGCACGUUAACCGUCGCCGUCGCUGCCGCCGUCGCAGCAGCAGCAGCGCGCCGUGUCAUCACGUUAUUACGCCUCCGCCGCAGUCGCUCCGCCUGCACACGGUACGUUAUAUUGUCUCCGCAUCGUUGUGCAUUGCCGUGCAAACGGAGCCGAGUAGAUGACCAUAUCUACCACUUAUAUUAUACUUCUAUAAUACUCCCAGGAAAAUGGACCUGACCGAACGAUUAAACGUCACAAUCGCUUCUCCACGCUCCUCGGCAAUUGACAGAAGACGACGACGACGAACUACUUAAGCGGCCUGAAUACUACUCUGGAAACGACGAAAAAAUAUAGUUCAAUGAGGUGUUAUUUGAUUUUUAAGAAAUUUUUUUUUUUGUGAAACGUGUGCUCAAUUUGUUUUAAUUCGGAAUACGCCGGCCGUAUAAUAUAGUAAUAAUAAUAAAUAAGCAAACUAAACUAAAUUGAAACAACCGCGUAGAGAAUGGGAAUAUCACGCAGCCGGCCGGUAAGGCGAGAGCGCGGCUACGGCCACGUGCCAUGAUGAGCUGAUGGAUGACGACGGGCCGGCAGCGGCGAACGACGCGGCAGCGGCGAUCGAGCAGCAGUUGGAGAAACAGCAGCGUGAAGAGGCAGAGAAGAAGCGACUGGAGGAGCUCCGGGAACGGGUGCUGUUCUACUUGACUACUUUCUUCAUACUGCUAGGCAUCGUCAGUCUGUUUGUGUUUCUGUUUUUGGUACCGUUCCUCAUCGAACCGGCCAUCACGACCAUACUGAUGGAGUUCGACGAAACGCCCACAACGUGCGUGACCGCGCAUUCAGAGAUCCGCGAGGGUGCGUCCAACUGUUCGCUCCCGGGUGGCUGGGCGUCGUGCCGGGAGGGCUGCACUCGAGAGAUAUAUGAGUGCGCACAGAUAUUCGUCAACUACACCGUACCCGGGGACCGGGCGAGAGACUUGAAUGCCCGACAUCAGCGGUCGUUACUCGUACGUGGCUACCGGCCCAUCGAGCCCGAGCCGGCGUCCGGGUGGACGUAUUCCCUAGCCCGCAUAUACCCCAAUGUCAAGGGGUGUGGUUAUCCACCUCACCUCAACUGCACCGAGUUCCGGGUCAAGUACUUUGAGGUGGGCGCCAGCUACCCGUGUUACUACAGCCGUGUCGAACCGUGGGUGGUUAUCACCGAAUUGGACCUGGCCAAGAGCACCAGACAGCUGGUGUACUCUAUGGUGUUUCCCAUACCGUGUUUCGUAGUGUCCGUCGUGUACGUAGCGCUCGCGUAUUUCUGUGUGUACGCCGGCCGGCACCGCAAGCCCAAAGUUAAGCGUCGCGUGGUCCGACGAAUGGUUGGCGGUGGUGGCGUUACCGGAAGCGGUGUCGGUACUGGAAGUGCGGCGGGCUACGGUUGUAGUGGCGGUGGUGGUUCCGCUUCUCGGGCUAAAUCUGGUUCGGAGGCUACGCCGCUUACCAACAACAGCAGUGCUGCCGCCGCGCCGACUUCACCCAUCGGCACCGGAACGCCCGGCAGCGAACAGUUGUACCGUCGACGAGGCGACCGCAUUGAUAUCAAUGACUACGACGACGACGAUGCGUCCGAAACGUAUUACGGCGAUCAGCUCAGGUCCACGCUGGGCGUGGACGACUCCAUCGCCGACUAUGUGAACGCGCUCCGCCUUUCCGAACAUACGCUCAGACAAUCAGACUCGAAUGAACCGUCCAGGGGCGAGUGGUCAGACGAAAAUGACGACUGUGAAGCGAGCGUGUGCGAUAGCAGCAUCGAACGGUCGGUAAAAACCGUCGCUACCUCCGCCUCACAGUUUCCAACUAAUUCCACUGGAAACUUGACCAAGACGAUGACGACGUGUAUCUUAACUCCCCCUGGGCCGACGGCAGAAGUCUGAAAAGAAAUCUGCAUCACAUCGAUAACAUUUCCUGGAAGCCUACCAAAUGAUUUAAUAUAAUCGCGACACUAUAUUAUAAUGUCCGAUCCGCAUCACGCGGACAGUUUUCGUUUUUAUUUAAUAAUACCUUUACGCGUUUACAAUAUAAUUGUUAUAAAUAGAUAACAUUUAAUUACAUUUUCAUUCAAAUUAUAAAAUUGUAGUGGUUUUCCGUCGAGAGUUUAAAUUUUCAUUAUACUUACUACAGUAAUUCAUUAAUUCGUUUGCAGUACCAUUAGCAACCAUAGGAUAACAGUAAUCUAGGUCAAUAUAUAUUGUACGUAUACCCGGGAUAUACCCGGCACUACUGACAUCACGAUCGCUAGGCCAGUGUUUCAUAGUCCUCACAAUGUAUCAUCAGUUAUACCUACUAAGUAAUAUAUAACAUGCCGGUAGACGGACAGUGGGAGUAUUAGUGUCCGACUGGUCGUCUUUUAUUAUCCAAUAUGUGACUUGCGCGUGCCACUGCACGUGCGUGUUCAUUAAACUAGAUCAUUCGACGAUCAUCUAUUAUAAUAAAUAUGAUGUUAUUGUACACACGCAAUUCGUUCUUCAGGAAAUCGUGUAAGAUUUCAGAUGUUUACUCUUUCGGUCGUGUCUCGUUGUAUUCGUAUUGACAAUAAGUACGUCGUACCGUAUCGCGAAAACGGAAUUUUUUUCCCGCUCGUUCGUGUUUCAUUUAAGAUUUAUAAUAUCAUAAUUUUAUAAUGUUAUUAUUAUCGAAUUCGGUCAAUCAUCAUAUUAUAUGGACAAAGUACAAACAUCUUAGUGUUGUAAGACGUUUGGACUCAGUAUUUUAAACAUGUUUUCAUUUUAUUAAAAAAAAAAAAAAAAAUUAAAUCGCUUUGUGCGUUUAAUAUUAUUCACAAAACGCUUACAAAGCCACUUUUUUUUGUACAAAAGAAAUAUAUUAACUUUGAUAUUGAGCGAAAAAAACAUUCUAUUUUGAUUUGUAGGAAAACUUUCUGAAAUUCCGUACGGUUUACAAACUUUUUUUUUAUAUGUAUAAUUUCGUCGCGUACUUUGGCGCGCGCGUUUCGCACGAAUGGAGUCGAUAUAUAGGAUAUACAGUGCGAACAGUCGGAUUGUUCAGUUCUUCUGUUUCAACUACGCAUCAUAUCAUAUCACGAUAAGACCGUGCGAAAACAUCGCUCGGUGCUCCGCCCUGUAUAUAUAUAUAUAUACACGUGGCAUAACGGCGUGUUUUAUAUCAUCAUCACACACAUCGCAUUGUCCGUCAAAUUCGGCAUGAUAAUAAUUUGUAAUAACAACAACAUUAUUUGCAUAUAUGCCAACAAUAAUACUAUACACGUUAAGGGUAAAAUUUUAUACAUACCUGGUUGUAUUGAUAACGUUAUUAUUAUACCGUAGAGGCGGCUUUUGUUUCGUCUACCUACAUAUAUUACAUAAACCGGACACGCAAUGAUUGGUACGCAUUAUACAUAAUUGCAGUAAUUACCGCGAGUUGUUGGAAUCUAUGUGCAUUCAUAGUAAAUGGUGAACAUUAAAUUGUAGCCGUGUAAUAUGAUGUCAAUGUAGGGAAGGUGUUCGAGAUGACGUCUUAGUCGAAAUAUCCGCUUUGUUUCCCCCCAAAUCAAAUUAUCAUCGAGUAGCUAUACUGUAUCCUUUAAUUUGUUCUGCAAUUUGGAAAAUGAACCCAAUAGCCUUGUUUUUCUGCUUUAUAUCUUCUACUACACACUAAGAAAUAUAUUCCAGACUCAAACAAUAUUGUGAAUUUAAUUUUUAGAAAAAGGGAUGUAUUUCACUUAAAUUAAAGUAUAUAUUAUACUAGUAUAAUAGUAGUAAAGAUACAAUAUUACAACCAGUUUUGUUUAAUUUUGAUUAAUUUGAUGGCGUGAGGUAUACGACUUUUCAAAUUGUUGUUUUGGCAAUAGUUAUUUUAGAAGAGUGAAAAAAACAGUUGUCGUUUGCUUGGCUCAGAUCCCUGUAGUGAUUUAUCAGAUUUUAUUUACUGUAUAACCUACGCUUGAUGAUUAUCGCUCACCGCGGGUUUUCAUUUUCGACAUUGUAGUCGAACAUCUGACAAACAAAUAUUGUAGGUCACGAAAAUAUCCUAAUAUGAAAUUAAAGUCCGGCCAACCCCACAGGUGCACUAUGUGUGAUGUUGAUUAUAUUGUUAGCGUGUAACGGAUACGAUCUAUUACUUAGCUAUUGAAUAAUAAUAAUUUUAUUAUUACUGUUGUGAUGUAUACAGUUGAGUAAAAAAACGCGAUUUCAACCCUGCGUUUAUCAAUAAAUUACCGGUUAGUAUUCCUAUCACUAUAUAGUACGUGCUUGCGCAAAAGGAGGGGGGUUAUAGCCGUAAAAUGUCAUAUUUUAAAAUAUAUGGGUGCCAUUUUAUAUUUUCUUUUUCAACAGACCUUGUUUUUAAUAGAAAUCAUCAUUAUAAUUUUUGUUGUUACAUACGCAUAAUUUAGCUCAGAUAAGUGGGUACCUUAUAACUUAUGAUGGUUUAUAAUUGGUAUUAUACACCGAUAUAAUGCUAUUUUAAUAACCGUGUUGUAAAGAGCACCGCUUUUGAAAGACGAUGAGAUAUUGGCCACAAUACUAUUAUUAUUAUUUUAUUACUAUGCAUUUUUGAAACUAAAUCUAAUAUAAUAAACUUAAAUAUCAUUUCCAAAAAGACUGAUACGUGCUAUUCGUUGUAGAUAUAAUAAUAUUAUUGUGACGUGUUUAAAUAUUAAAUAAUGGAGUAGUCGUAAGAUC